AUUUCCUCGAAAGCGGGGCGAUCUUAGAUCUCACAUAAUAUUCGUCCUCCUCCCGCUAACCAUGUACUUGCCGCGCAUCUCCCCCGCCGCCGGCACCGGCACCGGCACCGCCACUACUGUCAGAAGCGUCGCGGUUUCAGGCGAUGUCGUCAAUUCACGGCCGCCGCCACCAAACAGUAAACUGCGUUUACUCUGCAGUUAUGGAGGGCGCAUAACCCCACGCCCUAACAGUAAAUCCCUCUUCUACGCCGGCGGUGAGACUCGCGUCGUCGCCGUCGAUCGUCUAACCACAGGUUCAUCUCUAUCCUCUUUCACCGCUCACCUUUCUCGGUCUUACAACAUCAACCGUCGUUUCAUUCUCAAGUAUUUACUCCCAAAUGAAGACCUCGAUUCUUUAAUCUCCGUUACCAACGAUGAGGAUCUAGAGAAUAUGAUUGAAGAACACGAUCGCCUUGCAAACUUUCCUCAAUCAUCUCGAAUCCGAUUGUUCCUUUUCCCUGAUCAAAAGAUUGAUUUGAUCGGAUCGGAGAUUCUCGAUACGAAGGCUGAAUCCUGGUUUUGCGAUGCGUUGAUGAACACGAAGAUUACUGGUCUUGAUAGUUCGGAUUCGUUAAUUGAAGCUUCUCGAGUUGAGUAUUCGAAUAACUGUAGCGAUUUGAAGCAGGGUUUUGAUUUGACUUCAAUUCCUGAAUCAAUCGUGCUGGAUACUAGCUCGUCUUUUGGUUCCUCAAGCUCGUCAGUAUCAAUGUCGAAUUUGGGCUUGAUUGGUGCACAUGGAGAAGAUACCGCCGUCAAUUUGCCGGAGAAGAAGGUUAAAAUUCCGUCUCAAAGUUCAGUUGAAAGUGAUGUUACUAGCACCACAACUGCUCUCCCUUUCAUACAGACAACAACAAUCUAUCAAGACCAAAUUCCUUCAAAUAUCAUUGAACAAGAAAGCUGCAUUAUCCAUGAUCCUCCUCCUCCUCCAUUUACAGGAAUUUACAUGCCAAAACAUCUUCAUCAUCUUCCUCCUUACCAUUCUCCACAGCCAGAUCACUCACAAAUCCACCAAGAACUGCAAUAUAUUCAACCACUCCCUCAUUUCAUACCCCAAUACCCUCCAAACUCUCAACCCAUCUCAUCUUUCUACCCAGUUUACUAUUCCCCGAUCCAGCAACAACCCACUUUAACAUAUCACCCAAACUCGCCAUACCCAUUUUACCCUUUGCCUGUCAAACCAACCCAAAAGGGCAAUAUUUCUAUGCAAUAUAAUACAGUAGACUCUCUGUAUCCUCCUCGUUCUUCCAAUGAUACUCCUCCUCCUCUAGAUCAGAACCAGCCACCAUUGGAACCACCAGUUGUUGAUUCGAUUUCUAAACCGAAUUGUGAAAGUGGUUAUGAGGAGGAAGCAUACAAUCUGAUAUACAAAACUCAACCUGCUUCACCGUCGUUGCUUGCAAUGUAUUAUGAAGCUGGGAAAGCAUCUGCCUCGAAGCCUUUAAUGAAAAAUUGACGUCCAAAAAGGGAUUCAUAAUUUCAUAUACUAUUACAGUUUUGUGGUAACAAUAUUUAUAGUUUGUAUGGAAGUGACACAAAUGAGUACUGCUUACUGAAACUGGUUCAAAUUUUUAUUAUGUUUCUUGUUAUAAAGAAUAAGUGUUUCCGAUGGUUAUUUAUUUGAUACG
This is a messenger RNA of Impatiens glandulifera, 1664 nucleotides long. RefSeq lists its product as uncharacterized. Bases 62 to 1492 code for a protein of 476 amino acids. Gene Ontology annotation, molecular function: protein binding. NCBI's taxonomy places the organism in Eukaryota, Viridiplantae, Streptophyta, Magnoliopsida, Ericales, Balsaminaceae. The record is from RefSeq and is a predicted model, not a curated record. The transcript has 2 exons.